Oncorhynchus masou masou (cherry salmon) is the source of this 1760-nucleotide messenger RNA. Its product is annotated as protein phosphatase 1 regulatory subunit 1C-like. The record is from RefSeq and is a predicted model, not a curated record. Gene Ontology annotation, cellular component: cytoplasm. The transcript is spliced from 6 exons. The coding region runs from base 438 to 971 and encodes 177 amino acids. Gene Ontology annotation, molecular function: protein phosphatase inhibitor activity. Lineage: Eukaryota; Metazoa; Chordata; Actinopteri; Salmoniformes; Salmonidae. Gene Ontology annotation, biological process: intracellular signal transduction.
UUCUGGGCCAUGAUGUCAUGAUACUCAGAGAGCGAGAUUGAGGGAGGGGGAGAGAGAUAUCGGAAACUCAGACUGGCCUAUGGCUUUCAUCAAUGAUAGAACAAUUGACCCAGCAGAGGCUAAAGAGAAUGCUGAUGGUCUGUCUAGGGCUGGGGGACAAGGGAGACUGGCUGUGGCUGCUAUAGUGGACUGGACAUUAGUAGAGUGUGUGAGGUGGAGUGCAUCUCUCUCUUUCUCUCUCGUUUUCUUUGACGGGGGCAGGGGAGAGGCAGGCUGGGCUGUCCACUAAAGCUAUCACAGGGCUCAUAAGGAAGGGGGAGGAACAGAAGAGGCUGCUGCUGCUACAGUAUGUGCAGCUGCUCCCAACACAGUCCCCUCUUCCUCUCUUUCUCUUACUUUCCCUCCCUCCUCGAUCUUUCUUUCUAUCUUUUCACAACAUGGAGCCCAACAGUCCUAAGAAGAUCCAGUUUUCUGUACCUGUCCAACAGAGUCAGCUGGACCCUCAGGCAUCGGAGCAUAUCCGUAAGAGGAGACCUACACCAGCCACCCAUGCCAUCUAUCUUCCACCAGACCUAACUGCAGCAAAUGACAAGCAGACUACAAGUCAUCAAGGAGAGACCCAGAGUGCAGGGACAUCUCCCGCUCAGAGAAAACACAGCGUCUACACUCCGCCCACCAUGAAAGACUGCUCUAGAGGCCAUGGUGAGGACAGAGACAGCCUGCCUCCUACCAGGCUGGCCAAGACUCACACAGACACGCUGGCCCUAGCAGAGGAGCUAUCAGGGGCCCUGCCACGACUGGCAGACACACCGAGGCGCAAAGACACCCCCUACCAGCACCAGCCUCCCUUCAUUCCAGCACUCUCUGUCCAAUUCCCAGGGGUCAAGCUGCUCAAGAGCACAUCAAAGAACUCCUUCCCUGAGGAGGAAGAGAAGGAGGUGGAGGAGGAAGAAGAUACCAAGAAGAAGUAGGAUCCAAAGUGAAGCGUGAGGAGCAGACAAACUGUUGGCCAUGUUUCUGAUGGUUCACACACAUGAAUGGGUAAUGAACUCUUGGUAAGAGAUGAUGCUAAACUAUCAGGUUAUCAUUUCUAACCUGGGAAUCCAUUUUAUUCAGCCAUGCGUUGUUGAGAUUAAGAAAGGACAAUGUCAUUCAUUCAUUUGUCUGUACUGUAUCUCAAACUCUUAGUUGGUUAUGUAUGGUUAGAUAUUGUAAUAAGAGAGUAUAUAUGAACAGCAAUACUGGCUGUUAUGCAGUGAAAAUAUAUCUGGAAUUAUACAGAUUUUUGUUUGUUUUCUUUAAACAGAAAAUAACAAUGCAUCUCAUUGUGUCUGUCUCAUCAUGUAAAAACAUAUUUCACAUAGAUUGACUUGAUAUUUUUGUAGUAUUUUAUACAGAAACUGGGCUAUGUAUGAAUUGUUAGACUUGUUUACCACUCUAAGGUACUGCACAAACAAAGGAGUCCUACAAUUUAUUUUAUUUAUUUCGCUCACUGGUGUUUGGAGUGUCUGAGUCCUAUCCUAUGAAAGGCUGAUGCAUUGCACAUGUGACCAAAUAAUAAAGUUCAUUCUUGAAUGAACUGUUGGCAAAACCUGUACAUUUCAGAUGUCUAAUGCAUUGUGGACCUAUAGUGCAGCAGAGAAACAUCACCUGCAAAUAAUGCCAAACCCUCUCAAUUUCAGGCAGGAUUAUUUUAGUAGGCUAAUUGUUAUCUCAAAUUAAUCGUGGGAAGAUUUCAUAACACAAAAUAAAACAUUUUU